AUGGAUAAAUUCCGUAUGAUGUUCCAGUUCCUUCAAUCCAACCAGGAAUCUUUCAUGAAUGGGAUGUGUGGGAUCAUGGCCCUGGCUAGCGCACAAAUGUACUCUGCCUUUGAGUUCAGCUGCCCCUGUAUUCCGGAAUACAACUACAGCUAUGGGAUUGGGCUGCUGGUCGUCCCACCCAUUUGGUUUUUCUUGCUGGGAUUUGUAUUGAACAAUAAUGUGUCUGUGCUAGCAGAGGAGUGGAGAAGACCCACGGGAAAGAGAAAAAAGGAUCCAUCAAUCCUCCGCUACAUGUUCUGCUCAAUCGCGCAGAGAUCUUUGAUAGCACCUGCAGUUUGGGUGUCUGUGACCCUCAUGGAUGGCAAGAGCUUCCUCUGUGCUUUCAGCGUCAAUCUGGAUAUUGACAAGUUUGGCAACUAUACUCUAAUCAAGGGGCUGUCUGAGACAGAGAGGAUAAAACUGUUGGCGAAGAUUCCGUGUAAAGACUUGUUUGAGCAUCAUGAAAUAAGAGUGGGAGCAUCCCGUUACAUAAAGUGUAUAUCGCAGGCUUGUGGCUGGAUGUUUUUGCUCAUGAUGACCUUCACAGCCUUCCUGGUCCGUGCUAUUCGACCUUGCUUUUCUCAGGCUGCUUUCCUCAAAACCAAAUACUGGUCUCAUUAUAUCGACAUUGAGCGCAAGAUGUUCGAUGAGACCUGCAAGGAGCAUGCCAAGACCUUCGCCAAGGUUUGCAUCCAUCAGUACUUUGAAAAUAUUAGCGGAGAGAUGCGCAACUUACAUCAUCACUCCAGCAAGGAUGACAGCGACUCUGAAGUUGAUGAUAAGAGGAGAGAGGAAGACAAACUCCUGGGUAUCAGAGUCCAGGAUGACAUGAAUAAAGCUUUGUGGAACUGGCACACUUGCAAGCCAGCUCUUGCACUGAGAAAAGAGCAAAUAAAUGUUGAAAACGAUGCCAAACUGCAUGGAGAUGCCAAUGGAGCAGGAAAUGGAUUUGCAAACGGCCACACCCACAAUGAUGGAAAAAAGGAAUGGGCCGUGUAUUACAGUAAAGUCUGA
Messenger RNA from Syngnathoides biaculeatus (alligator pipefish), 1053 nucleotides. It is a transcript of the gene calhm1b, whose product is annotated as calcium homeostasis modulator protein 1. The transcript has 2 exons. Gene Ontology annotation, molecular function: monoatomic cation channel activity. NCBI's taxonomy places the organism in Eukaryota, Metazoa, Chordata, Actinopteri, Syngnathiformes, Syngnathidae. Bases 1 to 1053 code for a protein of 350 amino acids. The record is from RefSeq and is a predicted model, not a curated record.